Salvelinus namaycush (lake trout) is the source of this 2755-nucleotide messenger RNA. Its product is annotated as retinol dehydrogenase 8-like. The transcript has 4 exons. Bases 1168 to 1974 code for a protein of 268 amino acids. The record is from RefSeq and is a predicted model, not a curated record. NCBI's taxonomy places the organism in Eukaryota, Metazoa, Chordata, Actinopteri, Salmoniformes, Salmonidae.
AUACCGGUAGACUAUAGCCAUUUAUGACGGCUGUAACUAUAGCCUGCUGUAGCUGUAUUAACCGGCACAUGGGGCAUUUCAGAUAGCAGCACCAAGCAACCUUUUUUUUUGUUGUCAUUGCAAGCAACGCAGCUGGCAACUUCUUCAACUUUGUGUUGCAGCCUUUUAGGCUGACCAGAACUGGCACAACUUUCGGCUGUCAGCCAAUCAGCGUUCAGGGCUUGAACCACCCAGUUUAUAAUAUGAUGUAAUGUAUCAUCAUGGGUAGCAUGUGUGCAUGCUAUGUACUUAAAUAUUUAUAUUAGAAAUGUAUUUAGAUUUGUAAAGAGGUGCAGACCCGUUGUCAUUAAAUAAUUUGCAUUUGUAAAGCCCAGCAAAAAUACUUAAGUGAUUUAAAUUAAUUUAGGGGCCUGAGGGGAGGCUUUGUUACUGAAAUCCACAUCGCCAUCCAUAUAAUGAACCUUACCCUUUAGAGUGAAAUUAAGUCAUCAGCAGGCUACUGACAUCUGAAUGAAGUGGGGCAAGCAGCGACCCCACAGACCCGUUGUACCAAUCGGUAAGGCUGUACAGCAUAGAUGGGUUAGCUGACAACGUCACGAAAACGAUGUGCGCGCUUCCAUGUGGCGUGUUGUUGUGAUUCUGGAUGGCCAGAUUGCUAGCAAAACUGGCAAGAAACUGUCAUGUGGGGAAUCGGAAGUGGCUCGUUUCAUCUUGUUCUUUAUACCAUCUCUUGUUUUGAGGUGUUUUGAUUGAUUUCAUGUCAAUGCUAAUAUGGCUCAAAUUCGCUAGCUAGCUAACCAACAACUGUAACGAUGUAUUUGAGAGACAACAACUGCAAAUUGAUUUAUGUUUUCAACAAAUAUUGUAAACGAAAUAUAGUUUACAUGUUGUCAACAAAAGCCAACCACGUCAGUUUUGCCCCAUAGUUGCGCACGUGUCGGUUUUGUUGCUAAAUAGCCAACCCGUCUAUGGAGCCAAUGCGUUCCCAGGAUAGACACAUAGGAUUAGCCUUCUAAUCUUAUAACAAAGCACCUGCUUCACACACUGUCCGUGACCACAAGGUUGACUGGUCACUAAGGUCCAUGCAUUCCAACUGCAAAGGACUCUGGGAGAGUUGCAGAGAACCCAGUUUCAAUCAGGAGCAACUGUAGCUGCUGUGAGGUAUCCAUGGGGACCAGGAGGGUGCUGGUGACAGGCUGUUCCUCUGGGAUCGGGAUGGCUGUGGCUGUACGACUGGCCAAGGAGAAGGGAUUCAAAGUGGUUGCCACCAUGAGGGACCUAGAGAAGCGGAAACCCCUGGAGAGAGUGGCUGGGGACACCCUGAACAGAUCCCUGGAGAUCAGACAGCUGGAUGCCUGCUGUGAAGACUCAAUCAGAGAGUGUGUGGACAGCCUGCAAGACAGACGGGUGGAUUAUCUGUCUCCCUCAGUGAGUAACGCAGGUGUAGGCAUGAUUGGGCCGUUGGAGUGCCAAAGUAUGUCUGACAUGCAGGGGCUCUUCGACACCAACUUCUUUGGCUUGGUGCGGCUGGUGAAGGAGGUCCUGCCUCUGUCCAUCUGUCCUUCCACUCUGAGGAUGACUCUAGUGGAGCCUGGUCCGGUGGGGACAGAGUUUGAGAGGAAGGUGUACGAGGACGCUGAGAAGAUGGACCUCGCGGGGGCAGACGAGGAGACUGCUAGGAUCUUCCGUGAGAUCUACCUGCCCUACUCUAGGAAGGUGUUCAACUCUCUCGCACAGACACCCGAGGAAAUAGCAGAGCAAACACUUCAACUGAUCACAGCGAAGGAGCCUCCCUUUCGCCACCAGACCAACCGUGUGUACAUGCCCAUGACUGCCCUGAAGCACGCAGACCCUACCGGUCGUCUACCCCUAGACACCUUCUAUAAGCUGCUAUUCAAGCACGACACUCUAUUCACUGCCAGUCUGGGGCUGCUGCACAUGUUGCAGAAGAGGACGGGAAAGAGCUCCAAAUGAGCAGAAGGUUGGAGAGACAGAGUGAAUAACCUGGUGAGGAGAGAUAGGGGGAUAGAGAGAGCAGAAGGUUGGAGAGACAGAGUGAAUAACCUGGUGAGGAGAGAUAGGGGGAUAGAGAGAGCAGAAGGUUGGAGAGACAGAGUGAAUAACCUGGUGAGGAGAGAUGGGGGGAUAGAGAGAGCAGAAGGUUGGAGAGACAGAGUGAAUAACCUGAUGAGGAGAGAUAGGGGGAUAGAGAGAGCAGAAGGUUGGAGAGACAGAGUGAAUAACCUGGUGAGGAGAGAUGGGGGGAUAGAGAGAGCAGAAGGUUGGAGAGACAGAGUGAAUAACCUGGUGAGGAGAGAUAGGGGGAUAGAGAGAGCAGAAGGCGUGAGUCAUUGAGUGACUCUAGUCUGCAGUGCACAAGCCCCCUUCUCUUCUCUGCUAGUCAUGUUUGUGUAUAGAAACAACAAAAGAGUACUGUUGAGACCUUCCUGAUAGAUCCUUAGUAAAAGACGCACGCCUCAGACCAACACCCUUCCUUAUGAACAUUCAUAACCACUCCUUAAACAAAGAUGAGACUUUGACAAGUUAAGGACGGAUGUUUGUGGGCCUCUAAUCAAACCCAGUAACCUAGCUGUACGGACUAAGGGCUCAGUGUGUCUCAGACCAAUCUGGACUCCUUCAACUGUUCCUUCAGCUUUUAGAGGAUAUUAGUGCGUUACUACUGUAUUUUAACAGAAGGUUUAUGGUAAGACUGGCAACACUUCAAUAAAACGAGGCAAAACUUUUUUCCCUUCAA